Molecule: messenger RNA, 1035 nt
Organism: Anopheles maculipalpis
Lineage: Eukaryota; Metazoa; Arthropoda; Insecta; Diptera; Culicidae
Product: phospholipase A1 member A-like
Exons: 3
Coding region: 1-1035 (344 amino acids)
Molecular function (GO): lipase activity
Source: RefSeq, a predicted model, not a curated record
AUGGAGUCAUCUUGCAUCGCAGUGGUUGCAGUUAUUCUUCUGCUAGCAAACGCCAACAUUAAAGCUCUCCCAACGUUUGAUAUUGGAAACAUUCAAACUGUGAAGCAACUGUCGAAAUCCUGGGCACAAAAUCUCCACCAGUUUAACAUUUCUUUAAAGGAGGAGUUUGAAUUGCGACCGAUUUGGGAAGAUGUGUCGUUCUGGUGCUUCAACAGGAAAUCAAACAAAUUCCGGUUAACCCUCGGUGACUACGCAGACUUCCGUGAGCUGUUGCAGAGAAACCGUUCGACCGUACUGUUUGUCCACGGAUGGCUACAAAACAAGCAACAAUUUGCAGAUGGUGCGAAACGGCUAGCGUUAGCCGUGGCCAAUCGUAACUAUUGUGUGGUAGAUUUUGAACCACUCGCCACGGUGGAACUGCAGCUGUUCAUUAACGCAGUCUCGCUCCGAAUUGCCACCUAUCUGGCUGGGUUUGUCCAAAGCCUCGGUACUAUCGACAUUCCUCCGGAACAAGUCACACUCGUUGGGGAAGGUGUUAGCGCCCAUCUGGUGGGACAAGCAGGCCAACUACUUGGGGGACAUCUUGGUUCCAUUGUUGGGUUAGAUCCAUUGGGACCAUUCUACACGGUAGGACCGAUAGUACAGUGCCGUCGCUUCACCCUAGACCCAACCGAUGCUCAAUUCGUACAGGUGUGGUACAGUUCGAUCGGUCAGCUGGGUUCGUCCGCUCCGUUGGGACAUCAGAACAUCUACGUUAACGGUGGCAUUCAUCCGCAGCCCUGCUGUUCCUGCUUUACCAAAGUUUUUGGUACAUCCAACCUGUUAACACAGCUCUGCAGCCAUUACUUUGCGGUGGAAGUAUUUAAAGCAACGCUCGACCCAUCCAUUGACCUACUCGCUACGAAAUGUCCCAGCUACAAACACUUUCUUGCGGGUCGCUGCCAAAUACGACCGACGACACGCGUCACCGACCAGGAAGGAACCGAGGCAGGGAAUUUCUAUCUCGAAACGUCCUGUAAGCCACCGUACCUUUAA